UUGCCGGGCACGUUGAAAGAGUCUUGGAAGCCUUACGACCGAAUGCAACCGCAGUCGCCAGGUCAACUUAGUCACUUAGUGAGUUGAGCUACAGUAGUGAACAUAGCCAUGGGAGAAACCUUCCUAGAUCCCCUCAGCAUCCGCUUUUCUCAAGAUACGAUUUCAGAGCAUUUCAAGGAUGAUCCUGAGAUGUCAAUCUUCGACACUUUCGAGAAGAUCACGGCGGGAAUGCAGAAACGUGAGGUGCCCAUGAUGCACGUGGUGAGGCGCAUGGAUGGCCAACUGGUGACCUUGGACAAUCGCAGGCUGGCGGUCUACAAGAUGGCAAGACGUGCUGGUGGCUGUGGGAAUGUCAAGUUGAAGCUGGUGCCAAUGGAGCAGGUGAAGAAUGAAUUGCGCCACAAAUCAGAUUCAAAGGUGGAUGGAUUGUCAGUGAAAGUUCGCGGAACCGAUCGCAUCAUCCAUGCCGACGGCAGCGUCACAAGAGGACCAGCCCUCUCAGACGGGCAGCUACAACAUCGUGCAGACACAGGAGGGCAUUGGAGUCAAGAGCAGCUUGCCGUCAUCUCGCAGGGAAUUGUCGACUUUGAGGCGGUGGUCAAGUCUGUGUUGGGUGCGUCGGCGAAGUUGAUGAAAGCUGGAAGCUUUAUGAAGGGAACUGACAUCGCUGGAGAGUCGGACAUCGAUGUGAUGGUUUUUGGAUGUGGUGCGAGUCCAAUUUUUGAAUAUCAAUGGAAUUCGAUUGUGUCCGGCAUCAAGCAAAGAGGCUACACCAUAGAUGGUGUCAACCCGAGGUGCAUUCACGUAAAGGUUGAACGGGCUAGGAACUGCUUGGUGACAAUCGAAUUUGAUGUUGUUGCUCACCAUCGACAAGGUUUUCCACCAAACAAAGAGCCUAACAACCCGUUUCGAGAGAACCGUGUGGCAGCUCGAGCAGUUCGGAACAUCAAAUUGGAUUUCAAGGAGUCAGGUGAGAAGGGCUUCAGUGGCAAUGACAUCGAACAAGCAGUUUUGGACGUCCAAGAGAAAUGUUCGCCUGGCCUUGGGAUGCUGAUUGAUGCAGCCAAGGCUGAGCUGAAAAGUGGGAGGCUCCGAGCUCGCAAGCGUCCGGCCACAGCUGCACGGGAGAACGAUGCAGCUGAGGGCACGACGGACUGGACCAAACCUAUUGGUGAAGGACAGUUUCGAAAGGUCUUCAAGGGAGCGUACACCGUCGGACCUCGGACUGGGCAGGCGAAAGUUGCCAAGAUCUUCAAGGAUGGGACAGAAGCCUUUGAAGGCUCCUUCUUUGCUCACGAUGUUGCCCUGUGUGAGAAGUCCAUUGAAAUUGCUGAUGCCUUCAACAAGGUCAAAAAGUUCAAGCACAUGGUGCAGGUCUGCAAAGCUGAAGUUUGGGUUCAGAAGAAGACCAAGCAACGUUUUUUGUCUGAGCCAUUCCUGUUGAAUUUUGAAAUUUUCAAUUCCAACAGCGGGUGGCAGGCUGCAGGUGAAUGGUCCAAUGCUUUGCAAAGCUUGAGCCAUUUCUCCUAUCACCACAGCCAGGGCGAUUUGGUCCUUUGCGACCUGCAGGGUGCCAUUGAAGAUGAUUGCGUUGUGCUGACGGACCCAGUGUUGAAUUCCAAGGACAAGCGCUUUGGCCCCACGGAUUUGGGCCAAAAGGGCAUUGAAAACUUCUUCCAUCACCACAUUUGCAGCAAAUGGUGUGAUCCUGCCUCGUCCAAACCGCGGACCACGAACAAACACUUUGUUCCUCAGGCUGGGACGACCAUGAUGUUGAAUUGAACUAGUAUAUGCAAAUUUGAUUAACGGAGAAUAUGUGACAAUGAGUUUUUUUAUAUUCAUUUUUUGAUAGGUGGCCAUGCUUUUUUGGCGCUCCUCACUACCAAGUCGCAAGGGGAACAGCCAGAGUGUCUUGGCCAAGUAGUUUAGCCAAUUCUGUUAUGAUUCUGUUGCAUACCUGAAACGGUUUGCUCCAGAAUGGACCGUUGCGCUCACAUCCGGCAAAUUGAGAGCUUGAAAGGUCGGACUGCGAACAUGAACAACGGGACAGGUGACCAAGACCUGAAAGACCGAGUCACGAUGAUCCAGAUCCUGCUCUGAUUCUGAACUCAACCAGUGGAUUUGCGUUCUGAUUUUCAUAUUAUAUUCAUCCUUUCCAGUCUCAGUGC
This is a messenger RNA of Cladocopium goreaui, 2168 nucleotides long. Lineage: Eukaryota; Dinophyceae; Suessiales; Symbiodiniaceae. The record is from the annotation of a GenBank genome assembly.